CUCACUGCGCUGCAUGUGCAGAUGCCGGUCGUAAGGCAAACCACAUCAUGGGGGGGAAAACCUGUAAUCCCCCAUCCACACGUGGUAAAGCUCUCCCCCUAAGACCAACCGGGAGAGAGCAGGAGGCGCCUGAGGCCGAGAUGUCAGAGUAAUGCCAGGACAUCUCGGCUUCUUACAGGCGAACGUCAACCACUCUGCUGCGGCGCAGGAUCUUCUCCUGCAGUCAAUGGCGGAGUGGUUAGUUGAUGUGGUAGUGGUAGCGGAGCCUUAUUUUGUGCCUCCCCUGCCGCAUUGGGCAGGAGAUACGGAUGGCUCUGUUGCCGUUGUCUCCUGGCAGGUUAGUGGCCCCCCCCUCAUACCCAAAGCGAGGGGGCCGGGUUAUGUGGUGGCAGUCCGGGGAGAAAUUGCCAUUGUAGGCGUGUAUUUCUCCCCGAAUCAAAAUUUAGCGGCCCUGGAGCGAUUUCUUGACACUCUAGGGCCACUCAUAAGACGGUUGGCUCCUCUCCCAGUGGUUGUGGCGGGGGACUUUAACGCAAAGUCCUCAGCGUGGGGUUCCCCGGUCACAAAUCCUAAAGGGAGAGAAGUGGAAGAAUGGGCGAUGGUAACGGGGCUGUCUCUUAUUAAUCAUGGGACAGUCCCGACUUGCGUGCGAUGGAACGGGGAGUCAGUGGUGGAUCUGACUUUCGCCACGCCCGACAUCGCACGCAGUAUAGGAGGAUGGAGGGUGGUCACCGAGUUGGAGACACUCUCAGACCACCGUUAUAUUCGGUUUGAGGUGUCUCCGCCCUCCAGGUCGAGUCCGGCGUUGUCCAGAGGUCGUAGCAGAUUCCCGCGUUGGGCAUUAUCCGGGCUCGACCGGGAACUGGCAGAGGAGGCCGCAAUUGUCGGCCGCUGGUGUCUCCCGUCGACGUGGCAUGGUCAGGGGGUUGAUGAGAUGGCUGGCUGCUUUGGUGACGUACUCAAGAACGUCUGCCAGGCAGCCAUGCCAAAAGUUUAUGGUCCGCCCCCUCCACGUCGUUCGGUUUAUUGGUGGUCGGCCGAAUUGACGGACCUCCGCGCUGCCUGCAAUGCGGCGCGCCGCGCCUACGGACGCAGCAGGCGGCGCCGACCUCAGGACACGGAGCGAGAUGGUCGGCUGCACAGGGCCUACGUCGAAAAGAGGGAGACCCUGAAGCUGGCCAUGAGCCGAGCUAAAGAGGCAGCAUGGUUGGAGCUGGGCGCGGGAUAA
This is a messenger RNA of Aricia agestis (brown argus), 1228 nucleotides long. RefSeq lists its product as uncharacterized. Gene Ontology annotation, molecular function: catalytic activity. The record is from RefSeq and is a predicted model, not a curated record. Lineage: Eukaryota; Metazoa; Arthropoda; Insecta; Lepidoptera; Lycaenidae. Bases 152 to 1228 code for a protein of 358 amino acids. The transcript has 2 exons.